Messenger RNA from Ostrinia furnacalis (Asian corn borer), 2344 nucleotides. RefSeq lists its product as uncharacterized. Bases 130 to 1296 code for a protein of 388 amino acids. NCBI's taxonomy places the organism in Eukaryota, Metazoa, Arthropoda, Insecta, Lepidoptera, Crambidae. The transcript has 3 exons. The record is from RefSeq and is a predicted model, not a curated record.
AACUUAUUUGACAUGGACCAUUACGACCGACCUUCAUUCGUGUUCCAGUGCUUCGCCACUUCGGUGCUCCGCUAGUAUUUUUUAAUAGUUUUAAGUAAAGUUAUUAAGUAGUGCAGUGUUGAUAAAAUAAUGCCGAAACGGAAGAAUUCUGAUAAGGAUGACUAUGAAAACCUCGCAAAGAAACUGCGUAAAAUUGAACGCAAAUUGAAAAAGGCUCGGCGCAAAGAGCGUCGAUCUUCUAGUUCGUCGAGAUCUUCAUAUGAUGACCUUGCUCAUGGGAAUUCAAAAAUCAAAGAAUUCACGGUAGAAUCGGAAGUCAUUUGUGACGAUGAAUUGCAAUCGUAUCCAUCACCAAGAGAACCUACAAAUGAACCUGGGUAUGAAUCUUCCCCGAUACUGGUGCCUGACCCGGUUCCCGAGUCGGCGCCCGAGCCAGCGUCUACCCUAACGUCCGAGCCGGCGCAGGAUCCAGUACCAGGGCCGUCUAGUAUAGACGCACAAUCAUCGGAGCCACAACUCCAUAGCGCUAUUUUGGAUAUUCUUGGCGAGGAUCCGACUGUUCCAAAAGUGAUGGGCAAGGAAAUAUUAUCUGCCCUAGCAGUAAGGUUAGAACAUAUUGCAACUUCUGGAUUGACUAGUGAGUUAAGAAAAGACCUUUUAAAUAAAUAUGCGGUACCAACAAACUGUCCCCUUAUUGGGGCACCAACUCUGAAUCCUGAGGUGAAAGCAGCUAUUACAGAAUCAGUUUUAAAGCGAGACCAAAGUAUUGAAAGCAAGCAGAAGCAACUAGCGAUAGCUAUUUCCUGUGUGACCGAGGCUAUAUCGCCUUUGAUGUCAAACGACAACAAUAACCCGAGUCAACUACAAUUAUUGAUGGACGCUGUUCGCAUGCUUUGCGAUAUUCAAUAUAAACACACAUCUAUAAGAAGAGGUCUUUUAUUGAACAAUCUAAAAAAGGAUUUAAAGGACCAAAUACAAGGCACGAAAGUAGAUAGCUUUCUUUUUGGGCACAAUUUCGCAGAUAAUUUAAAAACUGCGAAAGCAAUUACAAAGUCGGGAGCAGAGCUUAAACCUAACGUGCCAAAAACUGUACCUCAAACUAAGAAGCCAGGUCCAUCUGGACCACCUAAAAAGACCUUUCCAUCAACGUCCCAGCAUUUAAACUGGAAGGCUCCUCCCCCGGGUCGCAGGUCAACGGGGACUCAGAGGGCGAGGGAGCCUGCCGCUCACAGGAGUCAGCCCGCCGGACCAUCGAGGAAGUCGUCGCAGCAGAACCAAGGUCGGAGUUGGCGCUAGAAGAGCAAUCGACUCGUUCACCAGCAGACUACCCUGGUUGCCGCUUUAUUAUCCGCACGGCAUUACUGAGAAGAAGAAUUCCACCCUCUUCUCUAAAUAUAAUGAUGGCUUCACUGUGUGAAAAUUCAUUGCGUCAAUAUGAUUCCUGUAUUAAGAAGUGGUUUAAUUAUUGUAAUCAUAAUAAUAUUGAUUUAUUUGAGAUAUCUAUUCCAAACGUAAUAUUGUUUUUAACACAGCUAUUUAACGACGGUGCUCAGUUCGGAACUCUAAAUAGUUGCAGAUCUGCAUUAUCACUCAUUUCAGGAAAUCAAAUAGGUAAUGAUGAUCGCGUUAAGCGCUUUUUUAAAGGCGUUUAUAGAUUACGGCCGGCAUUGCCCAAAUAUAAUAAUACAUGGGAUACAUCUAUAGUGUUAAAUUUUCUUAGUACUUGGUAUCCAAAUACUGAAAUAACAUUCGAAAACCUGACUAAAAAAUUAAUUACAUUGUUGGCAUUAGUUACAGCACAUAGAAUGCAGACUCUCUCCAAGAUUAAUAUUUUUAAUAUUGAGAAACACGUUGGUAACAUUGUAAUUAAAAUUCCAGAAUUUAUCAAGACGUCUCGAAACGGUUCGCUCCAGCCAACCCUUACAUUGCCUUAUUUUAACCAGAACCCAGCUUUAUGUCCUUGCAAAACCUUAACUGAUUACAUAGAACGGUCUAAAAAUCUUCGCGACAAUCAGAGCAAACUUUUCAUCAGUUUUAGAAAACCUUACUGCGCGGUAGGUCCACAAACGCUAAGCCGAUGGACUAAGUCUGUGUUAGAACAAUGCGGCAUAGAUGUCUCAAUUUUUACGGCUCACAGUACGCGGCAUGCUGCCACGUCAAAGGCUCGUAAGCUUGGGGUUAAUUUAGAUCUCAUAAGAAAUACUGCUGGGUGGUCUGGCAGCUCACAAGUCUUUGGGAGAUUCUAUAAUAGAGUCACGGUAGACAAUGACCCAAGUGAUAAUAAUGAAUUUGGUAUAAUGAUUUUGUCCAGUUCAGUUAAUGAUGAGACCAUUAAUUAAAAUUA